This is a messenger RNA of Scylla paramamosain (green mud crab), 1811 nucleotides long. RefSeq lists its product as uncharacterized. Lineage: Eukaryota; Metazoa; Arthropoda; Malacostraca; Decapoda; Portunidae. The transcript has 2 exons. The record is from RefSeq and is a predicted model, not a curated record. The coding region runs from base 915 to 1811 and encodes 298 amino acids.
UAUAUAUAUGUAAGAAGUUGAAGUGGGCGCGCCUGCGAGAGGCUCACAGACUAGUCAGCGAGUCCCGCCAAAACGAGUCUUAAGGCCCUGGAGGUUUGUUGUUGUGGGAAUUUUGGCGGGAGAGGCGAGCGAGAGAGAGACAGGGUGCAGAGUAGUGGUGGAUUUGCCAUUUGAUUUGCAGGGUGGUGAUUUGUACGCUUGGUUGGCAGGAGUUUGGUCUUGGCAGUGUGCUGUGGGACGUCAGUGAGGUGGCACCGUAGCAGAUACUGUGAACUAAGGAGGCUGCAGUGAGGAACUUGCUGUCCCUGGCUGCUAUGGUGUUAGUACCGCCGUGCAUGGAGGAUGAGCUGCAGUACUUCAGGGUAGUGGUAGUGGUGUACCUUCAGCGCGUUGGGUCGGUGUGCGGUUGGGCCUAUAGGGUGUGAGGGUCCUGGGGGUACUGGUUAGGGUGGGACUGUCAGUGGCAUAUAACAUUUCUUGUGUUGGUGCGUGAAGUGUUUAUUUCUCCUGUUUAUUUGUAUGUGGAUUUACCCAUUUUCUCAUGGGAUCAGGUAUUUUGGAGUGCCAGCAGUGUGGCCUCUAAGAGUGUUAAGCACUCAUAUUUUAUUUGUGUUUUCUUUAUUAUGUACUCAUUUGUGUUUUCUUUAUUAUGUAUUCAAUCAUUAAAUUUUUAAAUUGUGGCCCAGGUUUCUGUGAACCUAAGCAGGAGGUUUAAAUUAAUCAGUGGGUUCUUGUGGUGAGUGCUUGGUGAGCCUAAUUAAGGUAGGUUAACUGUGCCCUAGUUUUGCACUCAUUACAAUUGGUAGCAGAGCGUAGUUCUAUGCCCUUUUGGGGAAAUUGUUUCAAACUCCUGCUUGGGUCCAGUGCUUUUGGCAAAAUCCACUUAAGUGUUAGUGUGGCACUACUCCUGCACAAUGGAGGAUUUGUUGUGUUUGGGUGAUGUUGAUGGCCAAGGUGUAGCUGGGGUUAAAGUUGAGUGCAAGGAGGAGAGCAGGGAGGUGGAAGUGACCCCAGAGGUAGUUGAUAAAUUAAUCAGUAGCAAUGCUCAGUUAUCCCAAGCAGUGGCACAACUGUGUAAUAAGUUUGACCAAAUGGGGCACAUGCAAAAUAUGGUGUGGUCACGUCCUGUGCCCACUAUUGGAAAAUUCUCUGGAAGGGUACGGAGGGCCAGUGAGUUGGAUGACUGGGUAGAGGAUGCCACAGAGAAAAUAAAGCAGCUGGGAUUACAGGGCUCUGAGGGAGUGUCAUACCUGUGUGGGUUCUUGGAAGGCCCAGCCCGUCGAAGGGUCCGCAACAGUACUGUGAAGACUGUGUCUGACCUUUUUGAUUGUUUGAGGUCUGCUUUUGGACCAGAACUGAAUUAUACAGACUUAGAAAAACAGCUGCAUGCUCGGGUUCAACAGCCAGGUGAAGGAGUGUGGGAAUUUGCUGAUUCUCUGGGUGUUAUUGUGGAUAAAAUGUACAAAGUGAGAGACAAGGGAGAUAAAGAACGGCAAUGGCUGCUAACUACAUGGUUCUGUAGGAAUUUGAGAGACAGAAAAGUAGGAGUGAAGUUGGGAAAAUGGUGGGAAAAGCACCAGCCUGUGAAGUGGGAGGACAUGGUUCAGCGAGCAGCAGACCAAGUGAGUGAGGCUGAGCGGAUUGUGAAGGAAGAAGCAGAGUUAGUGAGUGGGAAAAAGCCAGAGAGAGUUGUGAGGAGUACCCUUUCUUCACCAUCUUGCUCCUUGUGUGGACAACAUGGACACUUGGGAUAUCAGUGUGAACGGUUCAAGGAGUUGGUGUCCAAGACAGCGGGAAACGGGAGUCCUUGA